This is a messenger RNA of Poeciliopsis prolifica (blackstripe livebearer), 664 nucleotides long. Its product is annotated as D-dopachrome decarboxylase-like. The transcript is spliced from 3 exons. The record is from RefSeq and is a predicted model, not a curated record. Gene Ontology annotation, molecular function: phenylpyruvate tautomerase activity. Bases 82 to 438 code for a protein of 118 amino acids. NCBI's taxonomy places the organism in Eukaryota, Metazoa, Chordata, Actinopteri, Cyprinodontiformes, Poeciliidae.
CAGCCGGAAGAAGUAUUCUCCUGUCUGUCACUGACCUCUGCAGGUCGUGUCCGGCCGCAGCUCCCAGUCCCGCCAGUCAAGAUGCCCUUCGUGGUUCUGGACAGCAACCUGCCCGCCGACAGCUUCUCCUCGGGUUUCCUGCAGCGGUUCUGCUGCGUCACCGCGGCGGCGCUGGGGAAACCGGAAGACAGGAUGAACAUGGUGGUGCAUCCAGGGCUGCCGAUGCUGGUGAGCGGCUCCUGCGCUCCGUGUGUUGUGGUGUCGGUGUCGGCCAUUUCUGUGACGGACAGCGCCGAGAAGAACAAGGAGCACAGCGCCAAGAUCUUCAAGUUCCUGACCGAAGAACUGAGCCUGGCUGAAGACAGGAUUGUGAUCCAGUUCCUGGAGCUGCAGCCUCACCAGGUGGGGAAGAAAGGAACCGUGAUGAGCUUCCUGUGAAGAACCAGCAGCAGACGACCUUUAACCUCUGCCCAUUCCAGAAUCCCAACUGGAGAUUUGUACCGUUGAAAUAAUGUCACUGUUUAAAGUGAAGCUGUUAAUUCCAGAAGUAGAAAUCGAGUUGGUUCGGUUCUGCUGGAGGAACCGGCCCGGUUCCUCUGAUCGGCUCUGGGAUCGAUUUCUCUUCCUGUAGAUGAAAUAAAGAUCAUCACUGCACAUCCCAUAA